Vombatus ursinus (common wombat) is the source of this 5064-nucleotide messenger RNA. Its product is annotated as KAT8 regulatory NSL complex subunit 1-like. Gene Ontology annotation, molecular function: histone acetyltransferase binding. The record is from RefSeq and is a predicted model, not a curated record. NCBI's taxonomy places the organism in Eukaryota, Metazoa, Chordata, Mammalia, Diprotodontia, Vombatidae. The transcript has 14 exons. Bases 90 to 2729 code for a protein of 879 amino acids. Gene Ontology annotation, cellular component: NSL complex.
UGGGGCGGCCGGCUCCGGGCCGCCCGCACUAAGGAGCCGGGCCACAGGGGAAGGAAAAGACGAUCUGCCCUCCCUCCCCGAAGACCCGCAUGGCGGCCACCUCCUCAGCCAUGGCCCCGGCUCUGACCGAAGCCACCGCAGCUUCUGCGGCGGCCGGGCCCCGUGCCCAUGACUUGCUGUGGAGGCCGGAGGCAGGCGGCCGCCGCCGAGAUCUUGGGCCCGAGCGGCAGCCGUCUCUGGAGGAAGAGGCGGCGGCGCUGAGGGGCCGGCAGGCAGCGCUGUGGGGCCGGGCGCGGAGGCUGUGCCGUCGGCUGCAGGUGGUUCGGGCUCGGCAGGUGGAGCGGCAUGUCCGACAGCAGCUGGCCGGCCUCUGGCGGCACCUGGCCCCCGGGGCCGAGCCGCCCUCGCCGCCGGCGCCCCCGCCCUCGGCCAGGGCUGCGGAGCUUCAGCGACUGGUGGGCAGCGCCACCGCCCUACUUCGGGCUGUGCAGCGGGACUGCGACUCGGACGCGACCGAUACGGGCAGCGGUAGCAGUUGCUGCAGCAGCGGUAGCAGCAGCAUCGGCAGCGGCAGCAGCGGUAGCAGCGGUAGCAGCAGCUGUUCCUCCGGCGGGGAGGAAGAGGAGGAAGAGACGGUGCUCCAGAGCCAGGCAGGCCCGGGGCAGCCUCCGCGUUCGCAGCCCCCGCCGCCGCCGCCGCCGCCCGCACCCGCUGGGAACCCUAAAGCAGAGUGGCAGUGGGCACUGGAAAGGGCAGCAAUUAUAUGUCGAUGGACAUGGCUUCAGGCUCAGGUCUCUGACUUGGAGUAUCGAAUAAGGCAACAGACAGACAUCUACAAGCAACUCAGAGCCAACAAGGGGCCAGACUACUUGGGAACCCAACCAUGGUUGAGGUUUGCUGAGGCUUCAUUAUACAAGAGUCUCAGAAAACUCUGGCCUGGACUAACAGGUCCAGUUGUUCUUGGUGAAGCCCAACAGCCUGAAGAUUUGAUAAAACAGCAGUGCAGAAUGAUUGAUUCCUUGAAGGUGGAAAACUCCAAGGGGAAUUGGAGAAUUGAUUCUGCUCCAUGUAGUCCUUCUCUUGAACCUCAUAAUGUGGAUAAACAGAGUCCUCAACUUAUGCAAUCUUUGGGAAGUCCUAUGUGCUCAACUCCAUCCUUUUACCCUAUCAAUGGGACUUCUGGUCUUCCAAAAGACCACACAGCAACACACCACAUCAAUGGAGUGAUAAACUGUUCACGAUCAAAUUCCUUGGAUAGCAACUCUUAUACUGAAGAGACACUCAGUAAACGGAAGCGAUUGGAUUCUCCAGCCACCUCCCUCUCACCAUAUGACAGCAGUUGUAUUGCUGCCCGAAUCCGCCCUUUGUGCAGAUACAGGAAGCGCAAGCUGCUCCGGACCAACGCAGUCUCAUACCUCAGUAGAAAGCCACAGAAACCCCUUACCAUGAAGUGUAGCUGUGAAUGGCCUCAUGCUUGUAUCCUGUGUGAAUGUAAGACGUCUAUCAAGCCCAUAGAUGUUGAGACUAUGACAUUAAAGGAACGAAUCGCAGUGUUAGAUUCUGGCUUCCAUCCUAUUCUCUCACUUCCUCAUGGUAGCCCUCUUCACUUGCACUUUGAAGCCCUUCUGAAAGAGGACCGACUAACAUAUGAAGCUCUGAAAAUGUCUCCACUUAUUAAAGGUUCACGAGUUCUCACAGCUACAUACCCAGUGCUAACACCAUCUCUCAGCCUAACCAAUUCACCUCUUAAGGAAGGAAGACACAUUAAAGGAUCAGCAGCCAGCCCUAGCAUGUUUGCCUCCAGCCCACAGACACUGAAACCCAGUCCUUUGGAGCACAAUCUGUCACCUUAUAUUGUUGAUAGUUCUACAGCACCAUCAUCCAGCCAGCCCUCAACCAGUUCUGCCUUGCAAACCUCAAAGAAGAAGCGGUCAGAAAACUCCUAUGAUAUCGAUAACAUUGUGAUUCCUAUGUCCAUGGCAACUGCUGCUCGAGUUGAGAAAUUACAGUACAAAGAGAUCCUGACUCCAAGUUGGCGUUUGGUUGAAUCAAAAGAACAAGAGACAUUAAAUCAGAUGGAUUCAGAGUUAGAAGACACAUCUGAUGAUGCUUAUCGGAACCGUCACACCAAGUAUGAGGAGCUCGAGAGAGCACGCUGGGAUUCCUGGACAGCAGCUGCUAUUUCCCAUAGACGAGGGAACAGCAGAUCUUCCAAUAAAGGCGAAGGCCGAGGAGCUCAGCCUAUCCCUGCAACAAGCCUAGUAGUGUCCCAGCCAGUAUCUCCAGAUACAGCAUAUCAUAAUUUUAAUGAUCUGGCCCAUUCUUCCACUGGAACUUCUAGCCCUGAACCUUGCAGCUUGUUGCAGUCUCUUUCCAUCAAGGACAGGACUCCAGUGCCAUCUUCUUGCAGUGAAGACACCUGUUCCACUACCACUGAUAUUGGUGAUGAUGCAGCACAAAUAGUUCAACCCUGGGAGCGCCGUACAUUUCCUCUUUCAGACAUAUCUUGUCAAGCUCUCUUGGAUCAGCCUAAUAAGCUACUGCCUCCUGUCCCAAAGCCAUGGUGUUCAAGCAGAAAACCCAAUCCCAGGACUCAAAACAGCCCCCCGGAAUCUCGCCCUAUUCCCAGCAGUUUGCCUGAAGGACAUUGCCAAGCCAACAGCAACAGCUGCAUAGAGGAGUUCACAAGCCAUGAAUGCUUCUCAUCUAGGCUUCUGAAGAACAGAUGAUGCCUUGGGUUCCCAUGACAGGUGCUGUAUCACAUGCAGGCUCAUCUACUUCUGUUCAGUAUCCAGAGCUUGGCAGGUGAGCUAGCCCAGCAGAAGGGAGCCCAGGAGUAGUCACUGCUGCCCGGGAGACCAGUCAUAGGUGGACUUUGGGCUUCCCACUACCACAGGUAGGCGGGUUCCAGGAUAGGCGAAGUGUGGAGGCACUUUUAUGAGCCUUUGAAGUACAGGGAAAGGACCUGUGUAGUUUGGGAGAAACUCAUCCACUUAAAGAGUUUGGAGAGAAGGAGAGAAGGUCUGGCUGGUUUUGAAGACCAGCAAGUUUAGAGCUAUGAGGGCUAUGGCCCAUUUUAAAGAUUAGAGGAAAUUGGAAGAACCAGAUUGGAAAGAGUGGAUAUGCCUUUUGUAGAUUUCUGGUUCUUGGGCAUCUCAGGGUUGGUGAGUAUGCCCAAGAACACUCAGGCAGCUCUCAGGGCAUUUAGUCUGUGCUCUUGCAUAUAAGUAAGAAAUAGAGCCACUUUGCAGGGACAGACAAAAGCCAUUGCAGCCUCCCAGUUUUUUGGGGUUUUAUAUAUGCAUUCCCAGGGAGCUGAUUACAGUGCAGAUGCAGGUGUAUGUGGAGGAAAUGUAGAACUUCAAUGGCUGUUCUGUUCCCAUGGGCUCUGGGUUUUGUUUCUUUGUUGUCUAGCAUAAACAUGGCUUCAUGGCUCCUUAGAGUAGAUGAAGGUCAGGGUCUUCGAUGCACAUGGAUUGGGUUUUAUUAAGUUAUCUAGACACUUGAUUCCAAAUUUCUUCUAAGUUCCAUUGUUUGCAGUUUCUUGUCUUGAUAAUAAUUUCCCCCAGUCACAUCAUGAUUUAGAUGACUGGAGUUUCAUAUCCACAGUCUCUUUGGAGCCAUCCUUUUUGGAAAGGAGAGCUUCAUCUGUAUUGAAGAUAACAAGUUAAGUUGGUAAGACCAGUGAAGUUAAAGAAGCGGCAGAUUUCUUGGUAGAUGCUAGAAUUAACAUGCUUUCUUCAAAUCCCUGCAGGGAAAUAAAUGGGUUAUUUAGCCAUCUGAGGAGAGUCUUUGUAGCACAUGAUUCUCACAGCUGUCCAGAAUGGAACACUCACUUACACAUGCAUGUCAUGGAGCUGGAUCAAGGAGGAUUGGAAUGUCUCUGUCUGAGAAAAUUACCCUCCCCCCAUUUCUUCUGUUUACUAGUGAUGAUGAUGAUGAUGAUGAUGAUGAUGAUACUAUUCCACUACACGAAGAGAUCCUUUAACUUAUGAAAGACAUCAGAGACAGGCUUCUCCUUUCUUAGUCAUGUGAUUGAUUUGUGAUUCCUUAAUAACAUGGCUUAGGUGUGGGCCUGCCCGAAGGCUUUGGACCUUUCAGACUCCUUUAGAGCCCUCUAUUUCCAUAGUAGUUCUGAAAGGGACCAGUAUUAUUACUAUAUCCCUUUCUGAUUUCACAUUACUGACAGUUCCUAUGAGGCUUUUUGGAAAUUAAUAAAAUUAAAACCACUAGUUAGGUAACAGACUUCCUCCCCAUGUCUAGACCCCUUAGUAAUUUACACAUACUGGGUUCCAGAUAGCUCUAUUAUUUGGAGAGAUAUGCCAUGUCAAUUACAUUGUUGGUAUGUGAGACCCACCUAAGAGAUGUAUUCUAAGAAAGCCAUGGAUUCUUCAGUAAGAGUGCUGGAAUAUUUACUGACAGAUAUAGGUGUUUCUUUUGCCCUGUAACUUAAAGAUCUGUCUCUUAUUGUAAUAGGAAGAGUUUCCCAUCACCUGCUUUUCAGCACUACCAAACUAUCCACUUUCUUUCCAUAUGUCCAAGCACUCAAGCCACAAGUUCCCUAAGUUAACCCUUUUAUUAGUUCAGUGGGAAAAUGUCUUGAAUUCCCAUGGGACAGUCACUUUUUAUUAGCCUUAGCAUGGCACAACAGCUCUGGUUCUGCAAAUCUCUGGCCAUUUUUAGGCUGUUUUUAAUCAUAACAUUCAUAAAAUCUGUCUAGCUAUCCUGAUUGUUUCAACCAGUUGACAAAUAAUUAAUGUUACAUUUCAGUCCCUUUCACCCUUACCUACUGUAUGUAUACAUUUGUCCCUUUUUGGUGUAACUGAUUUGUACAUACUUUAUACCCUUAUUUUUUAUUUUGUGUUCCUUUGGAUGUGUGAGAAAUGAUCUGCAGAUGAAACACAGGGACUGUUAGCUGCUGUAAUGUCUGAAGGAAGCAAAGUGCAUUUCAGUGGCAAUGUUACAAAACAUGUUUCACAAUAACUACUUCAAAGCGCUUUGUGCUCAACACUAAAGCUAAGGAGAAAAAAAAAAUAAACAUGUAAUUUACUGAAGUGUUCCAAA